This is a messenger RNA of Thalassophryne amazonica, 1200 nucleotides long. RefSeq names its product cyclin D-type binding-protein 1 (gene ccndbp1). Gene Ontology annotation, biological process: regulation of cell cycle. The coding region runs from base 109 to 1008 and encodes 299 amino acids. Gene Ontology annotation, cellular component: nucleus. The record is from RefSeq and is a predicted model, not a curated record. The transcript has 11 exons. NCBI's taxonomy places the organism in Eukaryota, Metazoa, Chordata, Actinopteri, Batrachoidiformes, Batrachoididae.
GAGGGUUGCAUCAUUUAUAUUCGUCCCGCUGAAACAUUCACUGGGUUUUAUUGUCGUAUUUCGUUCCACAACACGUUCGUUUGCGUUUCUUUGAGUUCAAAGUUUGACAUGAGCCGUGAUAAUUGUACUGAAGAUGUUUCUGUGCCUUUACGAAACCUGCUGAACUCAAUCCAGUGCGUUAGAGAAGGAGUCAAAGAUGGAGAAUCCAGCCUGACACACGGACAGUUCAGCGUCUCCAGCUUUUGGCACACUCUGAACCAGGUGGUGACGGCAGUGUCCCAGGAAGCCACCAAACUCAGUCUGGCCUUCUCCAAACCACCGCUGCCAUCACAGCAGGAUGGGGAGACGUUAGCAGACUCCAUGAUGAAGAGUGUCUUGACUCUGUCCACAGUGUAUUACUGGCUGCCAAAGAGCCAAGGUGUCACUCUGCGGAGGUGCAUCAGAGACGCCACGGUAGAGGUUCUGGAUGGAGUUGUCCAGCUGGUGGAUGUGAUAUUGAACUCACCGCUGCAGAGUCUGUCCCAGGAGCAACUGGCAUCAACAGGAGGCGUGUGGUCAGCCUGCGAUCGCUUCACCCAGUUGCCACAAGACAAUAAGGCGGCAGUGCUGCUGGUUCUGAGCGCUCAGACUGGAGUUGUGAAAGAUGCCAUCAAGGAAAUUGAACAGGCUGUGUCUGAUUCACAUGACCCAUUCAGUGAUGUCCUCGAUGAUGACCAGGAGGGGGCGCAGCAUCGAGGAAAUCAAGAUACCUACUGGUCAGAUAAGGACAGACGGGUGAUUGGUCCAUGUCACAGCCUGAUGAAGGCAGCAGCAGCGUGUCUCAGGAAGACAACAUCAGCGGUCAGAUCCAACGGUAACGUCACCACAGCACAGAACCUGGCCCAGCUGGAUGACCUGGCUGACCUCACCAAAGACAUUAGUCCCAGUGUUGAUGAUCUUGCACUUGUCUUUACCCUCCCAUGGACUAAACGGAGUGGAGAAACAAUGUGUCCAAACUGGCAGUGCUGAUAAAGAAAGUUCUGCACAUCAUCAGGUCGAGCCAUGUUUGCCGGGAAUCGGAGCUGACUUGGGUUCAGUUCUUAGACGGCGCUGUGGAUCACAACCUGAAGAAAGCCAGAGACCUGAUCCAGGAUGACAGCUAGCACGAACGUGUGGGUGUGAAUGAGAAAAACUGUACAUUUUCUGGGGUGUGCACGUGCU